AUGAAUGAACAAAACUUGGAUUCUUAUUCUGUUUUAGGAAAAUGGGACAGAAGUGAAAUGAACUAUUAUGAUUCACAAAAUUGUUGCGAACUAUAUACGGGAAGAAGAUGGCUUCUUCUGGAUGGAGGCUAUUUGAGAAUUGUUGAUAGUACUCUUGCUCUGCUUGAUGUUGUCUUGGACAUAAAGCAGGAAAUGCCUUUAUACAAGAGAGUAAUUAGUGAAUAUCGGUUGCUCAUUGGUGGAGUAUCUGAUUUUAUCUUUAAUCUGUAUUUAAUUUUGUGCCCAAACAUAGAAAGACUUGAUGCUCGAUUCACUGCUUUAUCAGGAAAAGCCUUUCAGGGUCUUGCUGCUUAUGGUUCAUGUCGCAAAAUUAAAGGAUUGAAUUUAAUGGGCUGUAAACGAGUUACUGAUGCAACACUGUGCAAUCUUGUUGAAUGCUGGUCCAUAAAGCCUGUGAAAUCAACAGAGGAGGAAGUUGCUGAAAAGUCCAUUGAAGUGCCAUAUUGUGCAGUGUAUGUUCAUGAUGUCUGCUCAGGUUUCAUUACUGUAGAUGAUUAUGUGUCUGAAACUUGUGAUGUAGAUCCAUAUAAAAGAAAUAUUAUGACCUUUGUAUGCCCACCAAACGCUGAAACCCUCUCUUCUGGUCUAAAAUUUCUUAGUUUGGCUGGCUGCACACAAAUCACUGAUAAGGGUCUUGAAUAUUUGGCUAAUUGCAAGUAUGUUACAAGUUUAGAGCUUCUUGAUGUGAGUGGAUGUUCAGGUUUAACCAGCAAAGGUCUGAAUCUUUUAGCAAAAGCAUGUCCACGACUUAAGCCGUAUAACCUUUUUUAUUGUGAUAUGAUAUCAGAUGGUCCAUUUUCUGAAGAAGCCAAUGGAUGUCAGACAGAAGGUGGUGAAUGUUGCAUGAAUUAACAAAUUUUUAUGCUCAAGACACAACAGGGUCAAUUAUAUUGAAUUUAUAGUGUCCUUUGUAUUACUUAUAGAUGGACAUUAUGAAACAUAAGAGUAAUACAGACACAUUUGGCCAUGGGAUGUAUUUCUGAACAGUGAUUGUUCUAUGUAUGUAAUGUGUGUAAUGAAUGUACAUAAUGUAUGUUGAAAAAUAAUUUCUAGUCAGUGUAGACUUUGCAUCAGACACUAGUCUGCAGAUCCAAGUUGGUGCUAUUAUAGACUAUAUCAUUUGGAUAAAGCAUGUGUAAUUCUCCUAUUUGACACAAAGUGGUAGAUAUGCAUACCUGAAGGAGAAGAAUGAUUGUACUUGAAAAACUCUUGAAUGAAUUUGUUGCAUUCUCUUUAAAUGAGGCACUUGUUUGCAAGAUAGAUUGCAAAAGCAGUUCGAUUUGCUGGCCACAAAAUCUGGUGUAUCAAAGAAGAUACCUGUGAUUAAAUUUGUGGAAUGAGAUUAAAUAUUGAGUGAAUUGAGCUUUAGUCCUGGAAUCAGGAACUUUGAUAUGUGUGUCUUCCAUGCAAGUUGUACUACCUUUAUAUUAGAUUUUAUUAGGCCCCAAAAUAUUUUUAAAAACCUUCUCAGUCUUGGUGAAUGCCCACAUGUUGGUGAAAGGUAUGCAUGUUACCUGACAUUGUAAACAGUUGGUGUUCUUUGGUGUUUCCUGCCAUGCUGAAGAGAUUUCAACAUGUACUGCAAAUUUCUCUCUGUACAUAUGUACCUGCAAAUGUAAACAGUGAUGUUUUUAAUCUGUAUAACUUAAUCCUCUGAGUAUCUUUGGUUGUGGAAUGCAAUGAGUGAAGUGGGUAUGUUUUAUCUAAUGUUUAUAUUAGUCUUGCAGAUAUUUUUGAAGUGCGAUAGGAAUUCGAAUUUCAAAGCUGCAACCUUUCAAUGCCAUGCUUGUAAAUAUUUGUGUAUAAUAUUUUCAUAAUCUGUUAUUAUAUUGGCUGUAUAGUGGAAUGUAAACUGCUCAAGGUGACAUCUUUCCACGAGAUGUUGUAGUUGAUCUCAUUAGUGAAUUGACAUGUAAAGUGUGUGUAUGUAUAUAUGUAUAUACUCAAGGUUUCAUUGGCCUCCCCUGUGAAUUGUGGGCAACUUCAAAAUGAAAUUUACAUAAACAUUUUGUACCUGUGGUUUCAGGUGUUAUUAUCUUGUAUUUAUUAUGAAGUUUUAAAGCUACCCAUAUAUUUUAUCAUAUAUUCUAUCUCCUAUUAGCACUUAUUUGUAUGACCCUUAAAUGUACCUAUGUUUCAUCUUUUGACAUGGAAUUAAAAAGAAAUUAAUUUAUCUCCUGUUAGAUGACACACGCAUAAUGCAACUGGUCUUUGCAAAACAGUUUAUCAUAGGUUUUUUUCAAGGAAAUUGAGAGUUCUUACUAUUACAUUACAAGUACUUUUUAAUUACCUUAAAAUAAAGUUGGGUUCCAUUUACUUAUGUUAAUAACAAUGAUAAUUUGAACAAAGGUGGAGAGGACAUUAUUGAAAAAUAAUUAGGAUUUUUAUGGAGCAUUCUUUAUUUUCUACAAAUCAACUUCAUUUAUUCCAAGGUGGGUUUUGAGUGAUCAAGAGUCCAUAUUAACUUUAUAGACCCAUCAUUGGUCAUUAUGAAGAUCUCUAAGUAUGGAACUAUUCCAAAAAGAAGUGUGGAUGUUUAAUCACAUUAAUGGCAUUUAAAAGGGCAAUCACCUAUGGUGUUGACAAAAUUCAAUUGUCAUUCCAUCUUGAGUGUGUUUCAAUUAAAAUGGCUGUGCAAAAUUGCUGUCCUAGUGUCCUUUCUUAUUAAAUGAAGACAAUUUUGAUUUGACAUUUGGAAAAUUGACAGCUUCAAUUUCUUAAAUAAAUUGCUUGUUAUAAACUAUUCAGGAUAUAUGUGCAGUUUUUUAAUUAGUUAAUUUAUAACCCCUACAAUAUGUUGUAUUUUCUUAUUUAUACAUGCCAACACUUCAUUGGUAACAUAUCUUUCCAGAAUCAAGUAAUGUAGUUCUAAUCUUGACUUGGUAUAUUUUGGUACUAAGGCUUUUUAGAAAAAAUGUAAACAGUUUGUUCCCAUUUGCUGAACAUUAUUGUAGAACUACUUGUGUGUUAAAUUUAAACAUUAUUAAUUACUUAUGUGUAUUUCACAAAUUUUAAUUUCACUCGUUUGUAACUGUUCCUAACUACUUUCAUUGAAAAUGUGUUAUUAACGGCUCCCUUUGCCUCGUGUUUUACAAAUGUUUUAGAAUUCAUGUCUUUUAUAGAAUUUGUAAAAUGAAUUAUAUUUGGGAGUUAUAAUGGCGUAAUUUGUGUAUUAAUGGCUAACUUUGCAGUUUCCAGUCAGAUUUCACAAGUAGAAAAUUUGGGCUAGUUUUAAUGUUAUGAAUGUAAUAUAUAGUGAAGUUGGAGCUAUUGUGCAUGUGUGUAGAACCCUUCAUUCUUCCAGGCCAUCUUACCUUAGAGAAAGUCAUGCUUACCUUGUACUCUCUCAUUUAUUGUGUAUCGCAAUUUCUGUUUUAUUUUCAAAUAGGAGUUUUUUUAUAAGUUUCUACUGCUCGCCCUUUUUUUUAUUUGAUGGCUUGUGGUUGGGCACAUUACAAUCUUGACUUACAUCAGUAAUUCCUAACCAGUAAGUUGAAUUCAUGGAAAUUAUCAUACUGCCUUUUAUCCACAAAUUCAUAUAAACAUUCUAUUAUUUUAUUAUUUUAACCUUUUGAUUUUCUUAAAUGUUAAUUUUGAAUUGUUGUAAUGUGCUGUAUUAUUUAGAAGUUUUCAUUUUUGUAGGAGGAAACUUUUGAACACUGCAUACUUUAUACCUAUUUAUUACAUUAUUUUACAAACAUUUGCGACAAAAAUAUUUUUUAUAGUAAAAUCUCAUAUUAAGAACAAAUUAUAUUGUAAUUACAUAAAGCAAAACACUGUGCUGAUAUAUUUGCAUUGGUUAUUUUACCCAAUGUUUAUUAUUUAAGAAUUGAUUGGAAUGGAAUUCUGUAUUCAGAAAAUUGAAGUUAUCAGCAACCUUUCUGAAAUGAACACUUAUGUGGAAAUAUGUUUGUUACUCUUUUAUCCAAUGCUUUGAAAGAAAAGUAUUUACUCUCAAAAUUGCAUUCUGUGUGUAUGAGUAAUUAUCUCCCGAUUUUUAAUUUAUUUUUUAUUCUUGUCCAUUUCUAUCUUUAUCAUUUCAG
This is a messenger RNA of Gryllus bimaculatus (two-spotted cricket), 4103 nucleotides long. Lineage: Eukaryota; Metazoa; Arthropoda; Insecta; Orthoptera; Gryllidae. The record is from the annotation of a GenBank genome assembly.